This is a messenger RNA of Sphenostylis stenocarpa, 996 nucleotides long. The record is from the annotation of a GenBank genome assembly. Lineage: Eukaryota; Viridiplantae; Streptophyta; Magnoliopsida; Fabales; Fabaceae.
AUGUUGGUGGUUGAAUCGAGUGGUUCCAAGGUGGAUCUUCCCGAGGAGCUGCUACAAGUUCUACCGUCUGAUCCUUACGAGCAGCUUGAUGUGGCCCGCAAGAUCACCUCCGUUGCACUCUCGACACGUGUCAACGCACUCCAAUCGGAGUCGUCCACUCUGCGCGCCGAACUCGCCGAUAGAGACCGCCUCAUCGCCGACCUCCAAACUCAGGUCGACUCCUUCGACGCCGCUCUCUCCGAAGCCACCGAUAAGCUAGCCCGAGCCGACCAAGACAAGGAGGGUUUGCUGAAGGAGAAUAUUUCUCUUUCCAAUGCGGUGAGGAAGCUCACCAGAGAUGUCUCUAAGUUGGAGAGUUUCAGAAGGACGCUCAUGAAAUCACUUCACGAGGAUGAGGAAAAUUCUGGAGGAGCACCGGACAUUGCUGCUAAGUUGCAUAGUCAAGCAAGUAUCUCUUCCUCGUCGCAAUUUGGAGAUGAAGAUGCUUCAACGCUUUCUUCUAGAUCUUCUUCAAUGCGAAUGAACACUUUUGAUGCGCCAAAUUAUUUUGCAGAGGAUCGUGAGUCUGCUGGGUCAAGAUCUCGAGCAGCUUAUAAUGUUCUCUUAGCAUCUCAAACUAGUACCCCUCGCAUUACUCCCCCAGGUUCUCCUCCUACUAUGUCUGCAUCGGUAUCCCCAACAAGAACAUCAUCUAAGCCUGCGUCUCCAAGGCGCCAUGCAAUGUCCUUUUCAACCUCAAGAGGAAUGUUUGAUGAUAGGUCUUCAGUUGCCUCACAAACUGGUCGAACACGUGUGGAUGGAAAAGAGUUUUUUCGCCAAGUUAGGAGUCGUUUAUCUUAUGAACAGUUUGGUGCAUUUUUAGCAAAUGUUAAGGAACUGAAUUCUCAUAAACAAACCAAAGAGGAAACACUACAGAAAGCUAAUGAGAUUUUUGGGGUUGAAAACAAGGACCUCUAUACUAUAUUUGAGGGAUUGAUAACACGCAAUGUCCAUUAA